Lotus japonicus is the source of this 1164-nucleotide messenger RNA. RefSeq lists its product as uncharacterized. The record is from RefSeq and is a predicted model, not a curated record. Gene Ontology annotation, molecular function: catalytic activity. The transcript has a single exon. NCBI's taxonomy places the organism in Eukaryota, Viridiplantae, Streptophyta, Magnoliopsida, Fabales, Fabaceae. The coding region runs from base 1 to 1164 and encodes 387 amino acids.
AUGUUAGACACAACUAAGAUUAAUGUCCUAGCGUGGAAUGUGCGGGGAGCGGCGAAUGCAUCCUGCAAGAGAAACCUCAAGGAGGUGGUUCGGAAAUAUAAACCUGAUGUUUGUUUUCUGUUUGAGACGCAUAUCCAGUUCCGGCGGGUGGAGUCUUACUGGGCUCGUCUGGGAUACAGACCUUUGGCGAUUGAGGAAGCGCGCGGCCAGGCUGGGGGAGUGUGGGCUCUAGGGCUCAUUGGCCUCCCCCUCACGGUUGAUCAGGUCUCCUUACAUCCCCAAGCGAUCAGCCUUCGUUUUAGGUCUCCGUCAGCGAGCUGGGUCUGCACCGGGGUGUAUGCAAGCCCAAUCCCGACUCAGAGGCAUCACUUGUGGGAGCACUUGCGCCAGGUGGAGCCGCUUGUUCAGGGUCCGUGGGCGAUGAUUGGUGACUUCAAUGAUAUUGCAGUGGCCUCAGAGCAGAGGGGCGGUACCUUCUCUCCUUCAAGGGCUACUGCCUUUGUAGAGGGUUAUGAAUCAUGCGGAAUGAUGGACCUGGGUUCGUUUGGUUUGACUUAUACUUGGAAUCGCCAUGCACAGGGCAGGCCACCUCUCCACCGCCGUCUAGACCGGGCCCUAGCUAAUGUUGAUUGGCGUUUGGGUUUCCCGAAUGGAUCGGUUGAGGUGCUCCCGAGGAUGCACUCCGAUCAUAGCCCUCUUUUGCUGCGGUGCUGUCCUCCACCGCCAGGGAUUGCUAACAAGCCUUUCCGGUUUGAAGCCGCGUGGAUGGAUCAUCCCCAGUACGCGACGGUUGUGAGUGGAGCGUGGGAGAAGGGAGGACCGAAUUUUGUUUCAUCCAUGGACUGUGUGCGUCAAGACUCCCUGCUCUUCAACCAUGAAGUAUUUGGAAAUAUCUUUAGGAGGAAACGGAGGAUUGCGGAUCAGAUUCGACGGGUUCAGGAGCGGUUGGAGACAGUGGACUCCGCCUAUCUCCAUCGGCGGUUGGGGGAACUACGGAAGGACCAAGAGGAGGUGCUAGCUCAGGAGGAGAUGCUCUGGUUCCAGAAAUCUCGAGAAAAAUGGGUCAGGUAUGGUGACCGCAACACAUCCUUCUUUCAUGCUCAAACAAUCAUCCGCCGGCGUCGUAAUCAUAUCCAGGGGCUGGAGUUGCCGGAUGGGUCUUGA